AUGGAGAUCCUGCACGACCAGCAAGUGCCUUUCAUUAACUCACAUGGAAAGGCGUCCAGCAGCAGAGCAGCAAAAGACAAGAAAAGAAAAUUCAUUAACUCUGACCUGGCUUUGGACACUGAGGAGCUCUUUCAAGAUCUCAGCCAACUUCAGGAGACCUGGCUAGCAGAAGCUCAGGUUCCGGACAACGAUGAGCAGUUUGUUCCCGACUUCCAGAGUGAAAACUUGGCGUUCCACGGGCUGCAGUUGAGGAUCAAGCGGGAGCCCCACAGCCCGUGUGCUGAGCUGGGUUCAGCCUGCAGCCAAGAGAGGCCCUUCAAGCUCCACUAUGGAGAGAAGUGCCUCUAUAAUAUCAGUGCCUAUGAGCAGAAACAUCCAGCGGGAAUGAAAACCUCCAGCCCAGCUACGACCCCCUGCAGCACACCAGUGUCCCCCCAUCAGCAUGUGUCUCCCAGUGCUGCCCCCACUCCCAAACCAGACAGGACAUACCCUCACCUCGCUCCUCCACAGCCCCUCCCUGACAGCGCGUACUCUAUGGACCACAGGUUUCGGCGUCAGUUGUCAGAGCCGUGCCAUUCAUUCCCUUCUCCGCCCUCCAUGACGCCGGAUGGGCGACCUAUGUAUCACAGACAGAUGUCCGAACCCAGCAUUCCCUUUCCCUCUCAAGGGUUCAAGCAGGAAUACUCGGACCACCUCUUUGAACAUCCGGUCAUGAUGGGGGCCCCUGUCCCCCAGUCGUACCCCCACUCUAUGAUGAUCAAGCAAGAGCCACGAGAUUUCACCUACGAUUCAGAAGUGCCUAGCUGCCACUCUGUUUACCUGAGGCAAGAGGGAUAUUUGGCUCAUGCAAACAGAACUGAAGGUUGCAUGUUUGACAAAGUUGCCAGGCACUUCUAUGAUGACACUUGCGUGGUUCCAGAAAAGAUUGAAGGUGACAUAAAACAGGAGGCAGGGCUAUACCGCGAAGGCCCUACAUAUCAGAGGCGUGGCUCACUGCAACUCUGGCAGUUCCUGGUCGCUCUGCUAGAUGACCCUUCCAACUCACACUUCAUUGCAUGGACUGGCCGGGGCAUGGAGUUCAAACUGAUUGAACCUGAGGAGGUGGCGCGACGCUGGGGGAUCCAGAAAAAUCGCCCUGCCAUGAACUACGACAAACUCAGCCGCUCAUUACGCUACUAUUAUGAGAAGGGGAUCAUGCAAAAGGUGGCAGGUGAGAGAUACGUGUAUAAAUUUGUCUGCGACCCUGAGGCCUUGUUCUCCAUGGCCUUCCCUGACAAUCAGCGGCCUGUGCUGAAGACUGACAUGGAGAGGCAGAUCAACGAGGAGGACACGGUGCCACUGUCGCACUUUGACGAGGGCGUGUCAUACGUUCAGGAGGGCACCUACUGCAACCCUCACACGUACAGCGAGGGCUACGUCUACUAAUAACUGACACACACUGAGCUGCGGUGGCGGGACCUCCUCCGAUAGACUCUGACCUUUUCAGGCUUUCUCCCUGUUCCUCUUUCUGUCUGACGUCUCCGUCGUUUCCCCGGGACAAAGAGUGCACUUUAUGGACAGAGACGGGCAGCGUGUAAACCUACUGGCAGUAGUUACGGUAGUCGCUCCUUCGAUGUUUGUUUCUUUUUAAAAAUAAAAAAAUAAAUAAAAAGUGGGGGGGUACUGCAGCAUGCCAUAUUCGCACAGGUCAAACUCUCAAAGGGAACGGCCUGUUACUGGAAAGAUGUGUUCAUCUGUUUAGACUGGUUUCUAGUCUGGAGCACGUGGGUGAAUAAAUCUUAACCUCUUUUACUAAAAUCUCCUUUAAUUAUUUGUGGAGUGAUCAGUUAUUUCCACAUGUUUGCCCCCCUUGGUGUCAUAUUAAGUAACAGACUAAAGAUGCAGUGUAUUUCUAUGGAAUAAAAGCCUAUCAGCUCUCCACAGUGCAGUGAAACAAGCACGUCUGCGGCAAUUCAUAAUUUAAAGGGCAAGGCUCUUUAAAUUGCACUUAUCCUAUAUUAAUAAAUGGUUAAGUGCUAGCACAGAAGAACAACUGAUACCUGUGUAAUGUUACUUGUUCAAUCAAAUACAUCUAAACAUAGACAAAAUAAAGAGAAAUAAUGCAUUGGAACUGGAGUAAAUAUUCCCAAACACUAGCUGAUUUGAAAGCUGUUUUCAGCCCAUGUUCAUGUCAGUCAUGAGAUUUUAAAACUGGCUGAGUUUUGGAUUUGGAAGGGAAACUAAUGUUUAAUAAUUCAAUACAAAUACAAUAAAGACAAAUGUCCCCCACGCAUAGAUAAUAUGUACAUUUCUAUUAACAUUCCUGUUUUAUUGUUGAACUGAAACUUUUUAAUUUAUUAAGAAAAUCAUUUUUUAAAAAACUGAAUUCAAAACAGUCAAAGAGUCAAGAUUAAUGUUUCAUUUACCCACUACUCCAUAAUCAACAAAUUUAUGAAUAUGUAUAUUCAGGUUUAUACACAUUGAUGCUGCUUUUUCGUGUGAUUGGAUACAUGUAGUCAUUCCAUAUCAGAUGGCAGCUAUGCCCUGCAGUACGCUCAUUAUAGUUUUUGUCUUUUUUACAUCAGAAAAAUAAGUCAGUGUUUAUUGAAUGUAAAAAAUAUAUACAACAUUGAGAAGGACAUGGCAAUAGCUACACUUCUGUAAUAAAAUAGUGUUGAAAUACAAAUGAGUUGUCACCCCUCAAACAAUCUUAA
Pygocentrus nattereri (red-bellied piranha) is the source of this 2693-nucleotide messenger RNA. RefSeq names its product ETS variant transcription factor 1 (gene etv1). Gene Ontology annotation, biological process: regulation of transcription by RNA polymerase II; cell differentiation. Gene Ontology annotation, molecular function: sequence-specific DNA binding; DNA-binding transcription factor activity, RNA polymerase II-specific. The coding region runs from base 1 to 1425 and encodes 474 amino acids. NCBI's taxonomy places the organism in Eukaryota, Metazoa, Chordata, Actinopteri, Characiformes, Serrasalmidae. The record is from RefSeq and is a predicted model, not a curated record. Gene Ontology annotation, cellular component: nucleus. The transcript is spliced from 12 exons.